AUGUCCUGUGCGAAGAAAACCUGUUCUUCUGACCAAUUCAAAUGUUACUCAGGCCAGUGUAUUCUUAUGAAAUGGAAAUGUGACGGACAGAGAGAUUGUAAUGACGGCACGGAUGAAAGUGACUGCAAUGCAUCAACAUGCAAUGCAGAACAGUUUAAUUGUACAAAUGGAAAGUGUAUAGAUAUUGAUUGGCGAUGCGAUGGGGACUAUGAUUGCUCUGAUUACAGCGAUGAAGAAAGGUGUGAACCAGUGCCAGCUAAAUCUACUGUAAGGAGACAGAAUGGAAAGGCGAAAACCUGUUCUUCCGAUCAAUUCAAAUGUGACUCAGGCCAGUGUAUUAUAACAAAAUGGAAAUGCGACGGACAAAAGGAUUGUUAUGACGGCACGGAUGAACUAGAGUGCAAUGAAACUUUAUGCAGGCAAGACGAAUUUAGAUGCAACAAUGGGAUCUGUAUUACUAAAGGUUGGCGGUGUGAUGGAACGAAGGACUGUAUGGAGGGUGAAGAUGAAAUAUGUGCAUCAACAUGCAAUGCAGAACAGUUUAAUUGUACAAAUGGAAAGUGCAUAGACAUUGAUUGGAGAUGCGAUGGGGACUUUGAUUGCUCUGAUUACAGCGAUGAGGAAAACUGUGAACCAGUGCCAGCUAAAUCAACUGUAAGGAGACAGAAUGGAAAGGGUUUACUAAAGAGCAGUGCAUUAGUGCCAAAUUGA
Molecule: messenger RNA, 711 nt
Organism: Mytilus trossulus (common blue mussel)
Lineage: Eukaryota; Metazoa; Mollusca; Bivalvia; Mytilida; Mytilidae
Product: very low-density lipoprotein receptor-like
Exons: 6
Coding region: 1-711 (236 amino acids)
Cellular component (GO): plasma membrane
Molecular function (GO): protein binding
Source: RefSeq, a predicted model, not a curated record